Messenger RNA from Aspergillus alliaceus, 4146 nucleotides. Its product is annotated as putative checkpoint protein kinase (SldA). Gene Ontology annotation, biological process: meiotic sister chromatid cohesion, centromeric; protein phosphorylation; mitotic spindle assembly checkpoint signaling. The transcript is spliced from 3 exons. The record is from RefSeq and is a predicted model, not a curated record. The coding region runs from base 288 to 3947 and encodes 1219 amino acids. NCBI's taxonomy places the organism in Eukaryota, Fungi, Ascomycota, Eurotiomycetes, Eurotiales, Aspergillaceae. Gene Ontology annotation, molecular function: ATP binding; protein kinase activity.
CCUGACUCGAGACGGAACCCCAAUAUCGCCCAAUAUGGCAUGGGUUUCACGUGAUGCGUUACCGGGACGACGGGGGCAUGAUGUUUAUCGAUAAACUUGUUGGUAAAAGAAACUCCACUCCUUUUUGAAUCCUACGCAUAUCCCUCACCACCAUCGACGACCCCCGACCGAACAAAGAUACAACACUGACCUUCACCUCGCGAAAAUUGGACUUCUGUGGCUUGUAAUUAGAACACAUAUUCAAGAGACCGUGUUUGGACGCAACUAAAUCAAUCUACCUCGCCGCCAUGGCGGCCCAAGAAGAAAUUGUCGACUUCGACAUCAUUGAAAACCAAAAAGAGAAUAUUCAAUCCUUGCCGGGUGGUCGCUCAGCAAAAGAGCUAGCUCGAAUCUUUUCGCCAAGAGGCUCCGAAGACAAGCUAUAUUCUCCAUCGCCGAACGAAACGAGGACCGUUAACGAUGCCAUCAGACAAGACUACGAAGCAGAACUGCAGGUAAUAGGAGAAUCAGACGAUCCGCUCGAUAUUUACGACCGCUACGUGAAAUGGACUUUAGAUGCAUACCCUUCUGCACAGGCCACCUCUGAAUCAGGUCUUCUCCCAUUGCUGGAACGCGCAGUGAGAUCAUUCCUGAACUCGCCUCAUUAUAAGGACGAUCCUCGCUAUCUUCGCUUAUGGAUCCAUUACAUCAGGCUUUUUUCUGACUCACCGAGAGAAACGUUUGCGUUCUUGGCACGACAUCAUGUUGGAGAAGGGCUCGCGCUAUUCUAUGAGGAAUUCGCUUCCUGGCUCGAAGGUGCAGGAAGAUGGACGCAGGCAGAUGAAGUGUAUAGACUUGGUGUUGACCGGGAGGCUCGCCCUGUUGAACGACUGGUUCGAAAGUAUCGUGAAUUCCAACAACGUUAUGAGCAGCGAACACAAGACAAUGGGCCGUCCUCUCCUGCAUUGCCUGUUGUCCGACCAGCACUGGCUGCCAAGGUCGACCCAUUCUCUGCCGCGACAGCUUCGUCACCAGUUCCCCAGGAGCAACGGCGAGCCCCAGCCGCAGGGUCGGCCCCAAAGACCAAGUCUGGGAAGCCGAAAAUGACAAUCUUUUCUGACGCCGAUUCACCAAGCCAGCCCGCCGUUUCGGAACAGCCCAAGGGAUGGAACAGUAUUGGGUCGAUGCAUGAACGCCGGAAAGAAAACAGGAUGGAGGCAAAACCAUGGGCUGGGGAGACACUCAAGGCUGGAAAGAAGGCUGCCCCGAAGGAGAAGAUGACGAUUUUCAGGGAUGAGUCAAAUCAAAGUUCACAUCUGAAAGAAUCAAUGCAAUCAAAGCAAAUUCCAGAACAUCGUGUAAGGGAAGCGAUAAAUCCGCGUACUGGAAGACGGGAGCGUGUCUUCGUCAAUCUUGAUGCAGUGUACCCUGACCAUACGAACCCAAAAAUUGAGGUCAGUUUCGAAGAGCUUCGAGCCAUGCAUCGUGGCUGGAUGGACAAGAAGUGGUUACCCCACAAAGAACCUCUGAGGCAGAUAUCUGGAAAUGAAAAAUUUAUUGGAAUUGAUCCAGCGAAGGCGCUGCCAGCGGAGUUUGAUGAGAAGCUGACCAUCAAGGACACCGGCCUAUCGGCACAGCAGCAAGUCGCUGAUGCUAAUGCUCACCACGAGGGAAAGGCUAGUAAAUCCCGGAAAUUGAAGCUUCGCGAAGUUAAGGGAGAGACGCAGACCGUCAAGAUGAAGUUUGAUUCCCCGACUGGAAGCAAAGUUCGUCGCAAGAGCACUGCUGAACCAACAAUGACAAUCCAUACUCGCGCUGCGACGGAUGAGAUUUAUAGUAUUUUCAACCAGCCACUCAGGGCAGAGACUGAGGUAGCCGAAAGUAGCGAUUUUGAUGAUGAUGACUAUACAAGUGCCGGAGAGAGCACCGUAACAGGACACAUAUCGGCCGCCUCCAGCGAUUUCGGUGACGAUGAAACUACGUUUCACAAGUCCUUUGAUGAAACUGUUGGGGAUGGUUUUGACGAUAACACGAGGGCUGAGAGUUUUGUAGACGGUGAAUGGACACAUUUCUCUGCUGCAGGUGAUUUAGCUGCUCUUCAUUCACCGAGGUUGACAUCGAAUCAACACAUAGAUGACGAGGACAACAUCGACAUCAAUGAUGCUGAAGUCAAACAAAAUAGGCAGCGGUUUAUACCAGAAAUGCCCGACGACUAUAAUCCACCAUAUGGCCCUUACCGAGACCCUGCUAUAGUUGCCCAGAAUCGCUUACCAUUCAUGACGCCGAUCGUGGAGCAAACCGAGUAUUCGCUAUCCAUGACGGCCGCCAGGAACCAGCUAUACAAUGCGAAAACACCAUCUAAGCCUCGAAUGGGGGAUCUUCUGGGAAGUCCACUAAUUGAGGGAACUCCUCCUCAAGCAGACAACACCAUUAGCCUACCGGAAGAUGUUGCUCUGAGUCCCACAGCAAAGAAAGCAUUGUCUAGCGUCAAAUUGUCAUCACCUUUUGGACGUAAACAUCGACAGGGCCCGAUCAUCCCAGAUGCACAGUGCAAUCCUACGGACAAGGUAAUCCGGAACACAAUCCUUGCAGCGUUAGACCCACCACUUGCUUCCUAUGCAGGAUAUCAUGAUCAUAUGGAAACGGAGGCUCAUUAUGCCUCUGAUAUUCAAAAAUUUAUGAAGACUCAAACAAAGCGUUCUCGAAGCGGUGACGAAGCAUCGUUUGAAUUGCCGAUCCUUGAACUUCCCGGCGCGGAGAGAAGCUAUAUCAUCAGACGCGAGCUUGGAGCUGGUGCAUUUGCACCUGUAUAUCUAGCGGAAAGUAUCGAUAAUUUAGCCUCUGAUUCUGAAUCUGAAGAUAGCACCAGCGGAGGCUCACAGCUGGCCCACAGUGACAAAUCGACACUGCACAAGAAGGCUCGUUAUGCGUUUGAGGCAAUCAAAAUGGAAGUCGGCCCUCCAAGCCCUUGGGAGUUCUAUAUGAUUCGGACUGUGCAUAACCGCUUGAAUCAACGACCGGAGUUAAUGCGUUCCCUUGACAGUAUAAUCGAUGCUCACGAGCUGCAUGUGUACAAAAGGGAAAGCAUUCUUGUUGAAGACUAUCGCGGCCAAGGAACUUUGUUGGACCUUGUCAAUCUCGUCCGAAAUGAGCAGAUUACAAGCGGCCAUGCAGAAGGAGGCUUAGAUGAAGUCCUUGCCAUGUUCUUUACCGUGGAAUUAUUCCGCACCGUAGAGGCGCUUCACUCAUGCGGUGUACUGCAUGGGGACAUCAAAGCCGAUAAUUGCCUUGUCCGGCUCGAGGAGAAACCAGAACCUCUAUCACUCAUCGAUCUCGGGGAUGAGAACUCUUACGAACCACGCGAAAUGCACUACUCCCCUCGAGGCUCAUACGGUUGGCGCAACAAAGGCCUUUCUCUCAUCGACUUCGGUCGUGGUAUAGACAUGCACGCAUUCCAGCCAUCAGUUCAAUUUGUUGCUGACUGGGAGACCAAAAAGCAUGAAUGUAACGAGAUUCAAGAGAUGCGGCCAUGGACCCAUCAAAUCGACCUUUAUGGACUUGCAGGUACUGUCCAUGUCAUGCUUUUCGGAAAGUACAUCGAGUCCUCUCCUGUGCGUCAAAGUGAAGGGGCAUACCCGGAUGCCCCUCGAACGUAUCGAAUUCGAGAAUCAUUGAAACGGUACUGGGAGCGGGAGAUUUGGAGCGAUGUCUUUGAUCUCCUCCUGAACCCUGGCGCAGAACGAUGGGCUCAGAUGGAGCUCGAGGGAAACAACAACCCGGCUGCAACACUGUUCGACGAAAAUACACUCAGCUCCCCUAUUUUCCCCGUUGUUAACUCUAUGAGAUACGUUCGAGAGAAGAUGGAAGGAUGGCUAGUCGCCAAUGCAGAGAAGAAAGGUCUCGGUCUCCAGCUUCGAAAGCUUGAGGCCAUAUUUUCCGAGAGAAAAAAGAAGCUUGAAAGAUCAUGAUCUCUUUCAGCACAAUGAUAUCUUCCUGGCACUCUGUAUCUAUCUUCUAACGAUUGCUUCAUGAUCCAUGAUCCUCUAUAUCUCUUAUCCCUCAAGCGUUGGCGUUUUGGUGGAAGGGCAGACUUGAUGUCCCCCUAUUUGGCGUGUACUUAAUAUCACUUCUUGACCAUAUUCUAAUACAUAUCAAAAUCGGUUAAUG